CACACACAAAAAGCAACUCAUAGGGCGUUGAAAGGUGGAUGUGCUGCCAACAUUUCGGAAAGGGAGACGAGGAGACGACCUGCGAGUUGGUUGGAACAAGGGUCCCUGGUUGGAUCCCAGGAGCCGCUCGGCGAUCCACUCGUACCCCCUGUCGCCCUCAGACGACGCGUCUCCAUGGAGGCAGGUUCGUCCCUCGGCCUCAAACGACGAUAUGAAGAGGUGGACAACAACUCUCCAUUCUCCACACCGAAGGACUCCGACGAUGACAUCUCCAGCAGCGACAGCGCCGACAGCUGCGACAGCCUCAACCCGCCAUCCAGCACUGCAUUUACCCCCACCUCCAUCCUCCGGCAGCACAAGCCGUCGCCGGGGGGGAAGCGGGUCCGAUUCGAUGUGGUGACGGUGUACUACUUCCCCCGGCGGCAGGGAUUCACCAGCGUGCCCAGCCAGGGGGGCAGCUCUCUGGGCAUGGCCCGCCACCACUCCUCCAUCCGGCGCUACACGCUGGGCGAGUUCGCCCGCGAGCAGGACUCCAGCCACCGGCACACGUUACGCCAGCACCUGCGCCAGGAGAAGCUCAAUGCCCGCAAGAUGAAGCUGACGAGGAACGGCACGCUGGAGUGCGCUCAGGCGGACCUGCUGACUCUGGAGGACGUAUCGGACGAGGACCUGGACCUGGACGGCGUGGAGGUGGACGACUGCUUCUUCCUGCAGCCGCUGCCCACAAAGCGGCGCCGGGCCCUCCUGCGAGCCUCCGGCAUCGCCCGCAUAGACGCCCGGGAGAAAGCUGACCUCAGAACCAUCCGCCUCUCGCGGGAGGAAUGCGGCUGCGACUGCCGCUUGUACUGCGACCCGCGCCACUGCGGCUGCAGCCAGGCCGGCAUCAAGUGCCAGGUGGAUCGAAUGUCAUUCCCAUGCGGCUGCUCUAGGGAUGGCUGCGGCAACGCAGCGGGCCGCAUCGAGUUCAACCCCCUGCGUGUCCGAACUCACUACCUGCACACCGUCAUGAAGCUGGACCUGGAGAAGAGGAGGAUGCUGAUACAAGGGCCCGGAGACCAGUAUGCCGAAUCGGACCAGACGUCCUCCCCCUCCUCCACUUGCCCCGCUUCUCCCGACCUUUCCGCGGCCGCCGGCCUGGACUCUGAGCUGAAGGUGAGCGGGCCGCAGGCCGCGGUGGACGUUCAGGAUCUCCUGGCGGAGCAGGACAUCCUGGAGCGGGAGAACGAGAUCGCCGUGCUGCACCUGCAGAGCGCCGAGGAGCAGGAGAGGAGGGAGAGGGAGGAGGCGGCGGGGGAGACGGUGCAGCGGGAGCUGGGAGCCGGGGGCCUGGCCGAGCAGCCUCUCUGCCUCCUGCCCGGCGCUUUGGGAGCGCGUCCCCCCGAGCAGGCGGACGCGCUGGGCCCGGGGCAGGUCCUCCUGCAGGGGCCGUUCCCCACGGGGGCCACGGUCCUCUGCGUCACCGACAACCAGGAGGAGAGCCCCUCUGAACUGCUCAAGGAAUCCACUUCGCUCCUCUACUAUCAGCUCAGUCCCAUAGAGCCCGAGGCCUUUGACGCAGGAGAAGAAAGGAAACCAGGAGGAGGAGGAGAGCAGUCAAAGGUGGAUGAGCCUGAAGAGGUCGACUGCGGGUCGAGUUUAGGAAAGGCCGGUGUUAUUCUGCGCUCGGAGAGGCCCUCGGGUCCCCGGCAGAGCCUCUCCCCGCUGCACUGCCAGCGGGGGGCGUGCUCGGAGGCAGAAGUAAACCCACUGCCUCCCGAAGUUUAGUUCUAGCUUCUCUGCAGAUGUUUUGCACAACAGCUUCAUCUAAGGUGAAAGACACACGUUUCACAUUCAUCACCGCUAUCAUCAAGAAUUAUUACAGGUCACAGUCCCUUGUAGUGACUGUCACUGAAUUAUGUGGAGCAUGAGGCUGAGUGCUACAAGGCAGGAGGGAAGGGGGGAGCUGAGAAGCACAUACAGAUCACUCCCCAGAUGUAUUAUGGAUGCAGUUACAAGGCGACGUUGUGCGUGAUUCUGUUGGGGGGUGAUGAAUGCGGCCUUAAUGGAAGAGAAAACAUGAAAACACGUGUGAGUAGGAAGUAGGGCGUUGUUCAUUUCCAACGUAGCAAAAACCAGAAAAAUACAGUGUGUGAAUGCUGACGUAAGCCUUUUGUUUGAUGAUGUUUAACACUAAACACUAAACACUAACUUCUUUGCAGCAUGCAGGAAGCUCGGUUAAUUCGGGGCCAUUGGCAUCAACCAACUUUUAACCUGUAAAAAUAAGGACACCCACAAACAUUUAAUAACAUUUGCUAAAUUAGUGAUAUUAAACCAGACAAAGCUGCAUGUGUGCAUGUGCGUUUAAUAGCACAGUCAUCUAUACAAGAGACGAUGGUGAUUGACUGUGAAACGUUUAAGGAACCCCCCCCCCCAAAUGAGAGUGCACAUUGAUUAAACCCAUAAAGAAGAACCAGAUGAUCCUGAACGUAAAAAAAACAAAAACAAAGAGGACAUUUGUGAAGCAUCAUUUGUUUCUUUUGAGCCGGGCAGCGCAGAGCACUUAUCCGACACCUCGAGGAGCGACGCGUCAAGUCCACUCGGGGAGCGCGUUGAGGCCGCCGCUGCGACCGGCGAGCCGAUGAACAUUGCAUCUUAUACUCGGAACGAUAAAAAUGGUAACCACAUUUCCAGUUUGGCUGUUUGCCAGCCUGACCCCUGCUUUUGAAGUUCGUUUUGAGUGCCAACGAAGGCCUCCUAGUACCAUCCCUUAAAAACAUACCGAAUAAUCCUGGAAAUACUUGUUUCUGUGUACUGUAUACGUGUUUGCAAUGUGCAAGACGGAGCCGAGGUUGCUGCUUUUUAUUCCCCCCCCCUUCUUUAAAAAAAAUCUGCACACACUUUGUGAAGCGCGGGCGUCGUGGCUCUGCUGUAAUGAAGGUACAUCGACACAGAGCGGCAGACUAGCACUGGCCUCACCUCGGGCUGCAUGUGCAAUGCAGUUAAAUCUGUCACAAACCAGGUUUACCUGUAGUUAUAUGAUACUACUUAUUAUUUCUUUGAGUAACGUGUCUUAGUGGAUUAGAUACAGUGCUUUCAGGCUUCUGCCUCACCCGUAAAACCAUGUAGUCGUGUCACGUUGUGAAGAAAUGCCAGAAUAGAUCUUCCAAGUCCUUCGCCUCUUUUAAAUAAGUUAUACUACAAGGACGAGACGGAUCAAGUCCAAUUCAUAAGAAAAUAGCAUUUAAAGAGUCAAAGAAAGUAGUUAUACAAAAUGAUGUGAUUUUACUAAUUUAUGAAACAGAUUGAGAACAACCUGAAUUUGUAUAUUUUAUGUCAAACCUGUACAGUUUGUGUGUACUUUACAUUAGCGUGUCAAAGUAAGAGAGAGCGUUGACUAUGCUUCUGCGUGUGCAUGUACAUGUGUAUGUACUGUAUUAUGACAAAAGGGGCAGGGGGGGGGGGUAUAUUAGUGAGGAUAAAUAUUUUAUCCCCCCCCCCUCCCACACACACACUUGUCCUCGUGGGAAAAUGAGAUUUUCAUGCAGACGGCAAAUCAUUAAUGCAGCCAUUCGGGAGCGAUGGUGCGUGUCCUGUCUUUAAAUGUCUCUGUUUAGGAUAUGUCAGACUAAUACUGAUGUGAGGAACCAUGCUGACUCUUCUAACACCAAACCAGUCCUUUUUGUUUUGAUGCCUAAUGUUACAGCUGUUUGCUUUUGGGGCGACGACUUGCCAAACACAGGAUGUGUGUAAGAGAUGCCUGGUGUAUUUCUUUUUUUAAAUUUUCUUUUCUUUUAUUGUCUUAAUAUGAAUCUGCUUAAAAGUUGCACCAAAGCAGUGGUUUCAAACCUAAUUAGCAGAUGCUCUCAAGCAUCACAUUUUAACGAUGCGGCGUAGUUAUUGUGACGGUUAGGAUUCAUUGUCGGCCUUUUGUGUGUUGGUGUGACUCGCCUUGACAUGGUGAUGGUUAGAAGCUGCCUGUUGUUGAGCUGUUGUCCUUGGCUUUCCUUUUUUUCCAUAGACAAAGGUUUGGGACCACUGCGUCAAACAAACGCCGUUACACUAUGUGAUUGUGUGAGAGGGGUGUGCGAUUGUUGAAAACAAUAACAAGUUUAGACUCCAUGGAAAAGCUGUGAGGACUACUCUCAUGCUAACUGUUGCCUAAAGUGGACAAAAAGGUUUUUUGUUUUUUUUAUACAAAAUAAAAACAAUAAAACACUCA
This is a messenger RNA of Pungitius pungitius (ninespine stickleback), 4198 nucleotides long. RefSeq names its product cysteine-serine-rich nuclear protein 2 (gene csrnp2). Gene Ontology annotation, cellular component: nucleus. The coding region runs from base 175 to 1764 and encodes 529 amino acids. Lineage: Eukaryota; Metazoa; Chordata; Actinopteri; Perciformes; Gasterosteidae. Gene Ontology annotation, biological process: regulation of transcription by RNA polymerase II. The transcript has 5 exons. Gene Ontology annotation, molecular function: DNA-binding transcription factor activity, RNA polymerase II-specific; sequence-specific DNA binding. The record is from RefSeq and is a predicted model, not a curated record.